AUGUCCCAGCGUGGCGUCAUAGUCCACGCGGACGAUGUGCUCGUGUGCGGAAGGGACAGAGCAGAACAUGAUGUAAGGCUCAUAGCAGUUCUGACCCGACUCCAGGAGACUGGCCUGACACUCAAUGAAAAAUGCACUUUUGCACAAUCAGAGGUCUUGUUCUUGGGACACAAAAUCAGUGCAGCUGGAAUAGAGCCGGAACCAGAGAAGAUCAGCGCCAUCACAGAUAUGCCCAGACCCCAGAAUGUGGCUGAAGUCAGGACCUUCUUAGGCAUGGCCACAUAUGUGGGUAAGUUCCUCCCACAGUUCUCAGAUACAACCAAACCUCUGAGAGACUUACUAGCCAAAGAGAAUGACUGGUCAUGGGGUCACAUGCAACAGGUAGCGUUUGACAAAAUCAAAGGAGAUCUGGCCUCACAGAGAGUGCUGGCCCAGUACCGUCCCCACGCUAAGACAAAAGUAUCAGCAGAUGCAUCAUCCUUGAUGCAGGACAACAUGGAGUGGCAUCCAAUAGCAUACAUCUCCCGAAGCUUAUCCGACACAGAGCAAAGAUAUGCUCAAGUGGAGAAGGAGGCGUUGGCUAUCACAUGGGCAUGUGAAAGGCUCAGCCAAUACCUUAUUGGCCUGCACUUUACAGCAGAGACUGAUCACAAACCACUGUUGGCUCUGUUAGGGACAAAAGCACUGGACGACUUGCCUCCCAGAGUUCUGCGCCUCCGCCUCAGAUUACUGAGGUUCACCUACAAGAUGGUGUAUGUGCCAGGGAAGGCACUGAUCACAGCAGAUACCAAACUGCAGCAGAUUGCAGAGGAGCAACAACGAGACCACAUCUGCCAACAGAUAGUGCAGCAGUGCAAAAAGGGAUACCUUUCUACCAGGCCAGAGCUCAGUGUGUCCAGCCAUCCCCACACCUCGCCCUUCUCCCUGGGUAAUCGUGAGCUCACCACUGUGUCCCUGAAAGUGGCAGAGGAUAGCCCGCUAUGCCACAAGCCCAGAGUGAUCCGCAGCAGUGCCCGCUUCGGAGUGCCCAGCCACAGCCCUUUCUUCUGUAGGAACAACCCCCACCCACAGAGGGUCAGGCACAUCAAGGGUAUCAAUGACAAACAAAUCUGUGCUGUCAAUGAUGUCACCUUUGGCCAGUUUCCCCAGUACUGCUUGGGCAGGGUCUUGACCCUUGAGAAGAAUCUGGUGUUGCAGUCAAACAUACCGACAGCGGCCAUCGGCACCAACAGCACCUACCUCCCUAUUGACGUCCUCACGGGCCUCCAGUUCUUCCCCCUGAAGCAGACGGAUUCCCCCUCUCUGAGGUUAUUGACCAAGGCCUGGCGUGAGGAGUUGAGAGAGUUGACAGAGAGGGCAGGGCUUUUGGGAGCAGGUGGAAGAGGCAGUGGUGUCGCCUUCUUUCCCCAGUCCAGCUGUGUGUCAGCCCUCGGGGGGUCUAGAGAUGACAGAGAGGGGAACCUUAAACUACAGCUGAUGGUGAUUGAUAUGUUGUGUCAGAUACUGCAAACUGAAUCUAUAGGAGAUGUCCAGCAAUGGAUUCUGACAGCUGGUCAAAGAGAAAAGGACCAGAUUCUAAGUCUGCUGUCUUCCGCCCUGGCAAAGGACCCUGUCUCAGCCUAUGAGGCUCCAGGAAGAGAGCAGCUGACAGUGAAGGAGGUUCAAAACCUCCCUCCUGCCUCCAGAAUGGCAUCGAUCAGUGAGGAGGAUACCGCCAGAGAUCAUUCCCUAGAAAUUAUGCCAAACUGUGACUUAGGUAAACUGGAGGAUGCAGGCACAGAGAGGGCAGAGUCCAAGACCCACAGGCAGAGACACAUUGCCAGACCCCUGAGUACCCAGAGGACCCUGUGUAGCCCCACCGUGUGCCACCUCAAUCAAAAGGUGGUCCUACGUUACACCAAGCGGGCCCUGAUGCCUCACACACCACCUGAAGUGUUCCAGGCCGAAUGGCCCAACUAUACCCAGCAGGCACCUGGCUCACUCGUGACAUAAAACACAACUCUGGCAAUACACCUGGGGCUGGUUCAGGAAGUUGCAACGUUACUGAACGUUCAGAUAGAAAUGUAUGAUGUAGAAUAGAUACCAUUGUCUGUCAUGUUGAAUAGGUUAUUGUAUCAGCUCUAGUGAUUCUAUUCAUAUCUGCAACACUCUGAACGUUGUGCCCUAAUGAAUGAACCCCUCCUGUGCAUCUCAAUAGACCUCUUAUUCAGCAAUCGGUCAUUUUGGUAGUCAUUUUGGUAGUCAUUUUGUUCUGAUUUGGUUUGAAUUAGAUUUUGAAUUAGUGUUUCAUUGAGGUGGAAAGGGAGUUAAAAUGGGAUUUGAGUAUAAUCAUUAGUUACAACAAUACUUUUUACACUGUAAUGACAUAAGUAGUUACACAGUAAUAAUGGCAAUGUAACGUAAGUGUUACCACAUACUGCACCACUACUAGUAUUUCUAGACUGACAAUUGUUCACACAAAUAGAAUAACAUUAUCUGAAAGAUUAUAAAGACAAUAGGAUCCGUAGUCAAUAUAUCUGUAUAUUUAUCUCACU
Molecule: messenger RNA, 2534 nt
Organism: Oncorhynchus tshawytscha (Chinook salmon)
Lineage: Eukaryota; Metazoa; Chordata; Actinopteri; Salmoniformes; Salmonidae
Exons: 10
Coding region: 1-1992 (663 amino acids)
Source: RefSeq, a predicted model, not a curated record